Molecule: messenger RNA, 390 nt
Organism: Lasiodiplodia theobromae
Lineage: Eukaryota; Fungi; Ascomycota; Dothideomycetes; Botryosphaeriales; Botryosphaeriaceae
Exons: 2
Coding region: 1-390 (129 amino acids)
Source: RefSeq, a predicted model, not a curated record
AUGUCCGACCAACCUUCCACCACCACGACCACCACCACUUCCACCUCCUCCUGCACCUCCUGCGUCCGCCUCCCCUCCCCCGGCCGAACCCUCAAACAAGACCCAACCGGGGCGGGAUGCCUGCACCUCGGCAGUGACGGGGUCCUACGCAGUUACUCUGGCGACGGCGCCGUGCUCGACCAUCGACAACUGUCGCCGGCGCAGAUAGCCGAGCACGUCGCGGUUUUCCGCGCGACGGGGGUGUAUGACGCGGAGCAGAUGGCGCAGAUCGAAGCCGGGUACCGCGGCGCCGAUGGUCGUGAUGUCCCGCUCGAGCGGUGCGUGGAGCCGGGGGAUGAGCAGAGGCCGGUGCAUUUGAGGGGGAAGCAGAAGAAGGCGGGGGAGGAGUGA